CAAACAGACACAAACAACGAUUCAGACAUGAGCCUCCAGGUUUGUGACUGUGACUGGUCCAAAGUUACGACUUAUAAUGAAUUGAAAAUACACCAGACGGGGAUAGGAUGCAAGCCAAAGGGUGUGAGGGUUGAUAAGAGUAAACGGGACCUACAGCUGGAUGUUUACACCCCUUUCAAGACUGAUAUGGCCUCCACUAGACCAUCACCCAGUGAGACUGUCUCAAUGGAGACACAUCUGAAAUGCUCUAUCUGCAUGAGUCUGUUUGUGGAUCCUGUCACUACAGCUUGUGGCCACUCCUUUUGUAAGGAAUGUUUGGACAGCAAUUGCGAGUACAAUGACAGGUUGUGCCCCCUAUGCAAGCAGUUUCUGAGGAGUAUCCCAGAUGUGAACAUCGUCCUGAGAAGCAUUGCCGAACAGGUGAAAAAGACCCAGGAGGAAGACAGUAAGUACACUCUGGCGCCCGGUGAAGUGGCCUGUGACAUUUGCACAGGGCAGAAGCUGAAGGCUAAGAAGUCCUGCCUUGUGUGUCUUGCCUCGUAUUGUUCGACCCACCUGGAGAAUCAUUCUUCAACUAAAAGGUUGAAGGGUCACAAGUUGGUGGAACCUGUGGAGAACCUGGAUGAGAGGGCCUGUCUGAAGCAUGGACGUCCCUUGGAGCUGUACAGCAGGAAGGGAGAGAGAUGCAUUUGUGUACUUUGUCUGGAAGAAGAUCAGGAGGAGGUUGUUCCUAUUAAAGACGAAUGGGUCAAAAAGAAGGCAAAGGUUGAAAGCACAAAGGCAGAGUUACAGGAGAAAAUUGUGAAGAGAAAAUCAUGGGUGGAUGAGACUAAUGCAUCUCUUCAGAGCUGCAAGGACCAGCUGGAGAAUGAGUGGUGGGAUAUCGAGAAUGUGUUCACAACUGUGAUUGCCGUUGUGGAGGAAGCCCAUGCAGCAGCUCUUAAGCCAGUACAGGACAGGAUGGAGGCGGUGGAGAAAGAGGCAAAAGACAUCCAACUGAAGUUGGAAGCUGAGAUCAACAGGCUUGAGAAGACCAUCUCUGAGCUGGACGAUAUAUAUGCGCUUGACGAUCACAUCCUUUUCCUUCAGAGUUACCCAUCUCUUCAAGACCCCAACAACCUCAAAGACUCGACGGAGGUAGAGCUCGACACAUUGCUGUCUUUCGGCACCAUGAGAAAAACCACAACAACCAUGUUGGAACAAAUUCAACAGAAACUGGAGAAUCUGACCUCCAUUGAGCUUCAGAGAGUUCCAAAGUUUACAGUGGAUGUAAAGCUGGAUCCAACCACGGCGCACCGACGCCUCAUUCUUUCUGAUGAUGGGAAAGAAGUGAAAGAUGAAGGGGAGGACCAAGAAGUAGAUGAUGCUCCAGAGAGGUAUGAUCUGUUUGCCAGCAUCCUGGGGCUCAACAGGUUGAUCUCUGGGAAGUCGUACUGGGAGGUGGAGGUCAGCAACAAGACGGGCUGGGACCUGGGUGUGGCUAGAGGCGACGCAAACCGCAAGGGGAAACUCUCGCUGAACCCAGAUAACGGUUACUGGGUUACCGUACAUUAUGAAGAUGAUAAGUACGCAGCCCUGACAGCACCGCCAGUUCGUCUUUCCCUGAAAGACAAACCUAAGAAAGUUGGGGUGUUCGUGGACUACGAGGAAGGUCUCGUGUCCUUCUACGAUGUGACGGCUCAAUCUCACAUCUACUCCUUUACUGAGUGUUCCUUCAUUGACGAGGUCUUCCCAUAUUUCAGUCUACAUGUAAAACAAGAUGAGAAAAACACUGAUCCUUUGAUUAUUUGUGGUGUGAAACAUUGUGAUUAGGACAUGGAUAUGUUGUGAAGACUGUGUGGGUUUGGCCCAGUCAAAAACGUAGUUUCGUACAAUAUGGAG
Molecule: messenger RNA, 1881 nt
Organism: Sander lucioperca (pikeperch)
Lineage: Eukaryota; Metazoa; Chordata; Actinopteri; Perciformes; Percidae
Product: E3 ubiquitin-protein ligase TRIM21-like
Exons: 7
Coding region: 28-1812 (594 amino acids)
Molecular function (GO): protein binding
Source: RefSeq, a predicted model, not a curated record